AUGAAUAAUAAAAUUUAAAAAAUAAUCCAAUAAUUUAAUUAUAUUUAAUAGUAUGAUCCUAAAUAAUUUUAGAGUUAAAUUUUGGCAUAAAUAAAUUCUGCUUCAUGUUUGAUACAAUAAGAUGAAAUGCGUAACAAUAAUAAUAAUAAUGAUUAUAAUGAUGACAAUGAUACAAAUUAAAGCCCGUCGUUAAGAUUGCUAAUAAAUAGUGUUUAAGAAUUGUAUACCCUCCUAAACUAAGCUCAUAAGAAAAAUGAGUAAUAAUUAUUAUAGUAAUAAAUUAGUUAAAAUAUUGUGUUUAUCAAGGACCCUAAUUGCUUUAAUUCACCUCAGUAGGCUCAUUAAGAGUAGAUAUAAUCGUCAUUAAUUAAAAAAUAAAAUAUUUUUAUUGAUAAUAAUGAGGAAUAUUAAUUGAGAAGCUAAGAAAAUAUUGAAGAUUGCGAAUGCGAAGAAAAUUAAUAGACAACUUAACUUAAAAAUUCUGCUGUUGAUUAAUAUUUGCAAAAAAAUAACAAUGAAAAAGAAUCAAACUCAAGAUAAAAGCAAGCAGAUAUAAUUAUUAUAGAAUCAGACAAUGAAAAUUAAGAUGAAGAUAAAACAAUUAAUUAUAAUAGCAGUUAAAAAAUAAGAAAUAAUAGAUUUUUUUAAUCAAAAAUAUAAAAUAAAUAAGGAUUAAGUUAGAUUUGUCAAAAUAAAAAUAUUUUAUAAGAGUAAUUCUAGGAGGAAGACAUCGAAGAGUAAUAAUUUAAAACGACAGUGUAUGUUGGGUCAGCAUAUCACAUGAAAAAUAAUAGUGUUUAUUUUUAUAAGAUUUAUAAUGACAAUAUAAAUUAUUAAGACUCUUUUAAGUAUUAUUAUUUUGAAGAAGAUUUAGAGCAAGAAAGAUUGUUUGAUAUUGUCAUAUUAAUGUUAAAAAAAAUAGCUAAUUAUAAUAUAUCUCAAAUUAACCUAAAAUACUCUUUAGGGGAAUAAAAUCUUGUUUUAAAGAAAAUUUUCGAUAAAGAUUCCACUUAUAAAUAAGAAAUAUACAAUUAAAAAAAGAAACAAAUAUUUGAUAUCAUUAAGACUAAUAAAAUUGACUUUUUUGAAGAUAAACCAACAUCUGAAAGAGAGUUCACAGAAAUUUACUUUGAAUGCUUGUAAGAAAUUAAAAAAUGGCCAAAUUAAGCUAAUCAAAUCUAGAAAAGCUAAACAAAAUUGGGAGAUGUCAAAGAAAAAGAAAAUCCAGAGAUUGAUAAUUUUAUUUUUGUAGAUUAAGAAUAUUCAAAAGAAUUGUAUUUGUAGAACUAAUUAAAAGAGUACUAGCAUUGUAUAAAAACUAAAUAAAAAAUUCCUUCCAACAAUCCUUAUUUACUUUUGAAACAACUCAAUAAGGAUAAAGGCUAUGAUUCAAAUAAUUUUUUAGACUCUUCUCCAUACUCCGAUAUGGUUUCUUAAAACUCAACCCCAUAGAAUAAUAAGUAUUUAACUAAACGUAAAUUAGUAAUUUAAAUAGAUAGUGCAGAACAAAUUAGUGACAGCUCCUCUCCAACUUAUAAAACAAAUUUCAGUUAAAAAAAAAGAAAAUGA
Molecule: messenger RNA, 1569 nt
Organism: Tetrahymena thermophila SB210
Lineage: Eukaryota; Ciliophora; Oligohymenophorea; Hymenostomatida; Tetrahymenidae
Exons: 1
Source: RefSeq, a predicted model, not a curated record